GAUAUGUCGUGGGCAUUUCUGGUCCGGUAUGCAUUUUGUCUUCAUGCUCAUCAAAUCUAGUUUCGAAGUUUAUUUGGGCUGCACCGACGCGGAGACAAGCGUAGAUUGUCUCAUGUUAAUCUGUUGCGCAAUACUUGGUGUACUGAAGGCGAUAUGGUUUCGCAUUUACGCAAAAAAUUUGGCUACAAAUUAUAAAUCUGUUAUGGAGGAUUAUUUGACAAUUGAAAAUAUAAAAGAGCGUGCUAUCAUGCGGAAACAUGCUUUUAUGGGAAGGACUCUCUGUUGUUUAGUUUUAGGCUUCGGUUGUUUUAGCUCCAUAAUGUAUGGAUUAAACGCUAUUCUAAAUGAAUACAAGCAUGUCAAUAUAACAAAGGAUACUAUGCUAGAAUAUCCAGUACCAUCGAAAUGCUUUAUGAGAUACUUAAAUGCACCAGUGAGAAUGCACAAAAUUUUCUGCAUCAUCGAUGUUAUUGCAUUAAUACUAGCAAGUAUUGCAAAUCAAGGUAUUAUUAGAUUAUUACUUAGUGGUAUUUUUUUAUCACCUUAA
Messenger RNA from Acromyrmex echinatior (Panamanian leafcutter ant), 547 nucleotides. Its product is annotated as 4-vinylanisole receptor-like. Gene Ontology annotation, cellular component: plasma membrane. Lineage: Eukaryota; Metazoa; Arthropoda; Insecta; Hymenoptera; Formicidae. Gene Ontology annotation, molecular function: odorant binding; olfactory receptor activity. Gene Ontology annotation, biological process: sensory perception of smell; detection of chemical stimulus involved in sensory perception of smell. The record is from RefSeq and is a predicted model, not a curated record.